CCCCUAGCAGAUCGAAAGAGUUUCCCUCUCGCCCCUCGGCCGAACAACAAGCCACUGACUUCUCGUCAGUCGACGUUGAAGACUGCUACGUACAUACGUGUAUAUGCCGACACAAUUCGGUGUUGGCUGCUGCUCGCAACAACCCGUUCAUCGUACGAUCUAUCUGCACGAUAUAUCAAAGGAAAAAAGUGCCGUGCGGACAGAGGAGAGAAAGAAAGAGAGAAGGAGAAAGAGGGGGCUCGUGGCACGUCGGGGAGAGUUCAAGGUGCUGUACAAUUUUGCGCUAGGCUGUUUCUCCACGAGAAAUCUUCAGCCGACGCGACCGAAAGGAAUAAGCAGGAUUGACAGUGAGUGUCGUAGCUUUGACACGAAGCGAAGAAUUACUUAUAUUCGCAAUGUCGCGCGAUUUUGUGUAGAUUCAAGAAACCGGACAAUUGUACAAAAUUGUACGUAAUUCAACGUAUCACCAGACACUUCAUCUACAAUCGAUCAACAAGAAAUCACGUGGAGAAAACGAUACACCACCGAUCGGAAAGCGGAGAAUUCUCAUACACGUGCAGUUGUUUAUUUACGACACUUACCUAAACUGACCGAAACGUGUUGCGCAUUCAGAUCGAUCGAUCGGUAACGAAAGAUGCUAAUAGGAUAUGCCUGUUUCUUGAACGCGACUCAGAAUUAAAUUUCUGCCAGAAAAGAGCCGUACCUGUAUAAGUCCUAGAUCGCGGACGUUCGCGAUCUCGUUCAACGUGGUUCGGUGACCGAUCACGCGCGCGCGGGCGUGUUCUCUUCGCCUCGAAGAAGAACAAGAAGCGGUGACGGAUAGAGUAGGGCAGAAGGAAAGGAAGAAGGACGCUGAAGGAGAAGGAGAAUUGAAAGAAAACGAAAAGAGGGAGGCACGCCGCAUGGACACAGCAGUACGACGAUCGUGUGUCUGUUUCGUUUAGUUUCAUUUCAUUUUAUCGUUUUUCGAGCCUGAACGUGGUAGAUGAGGACUCACAGAAGUUUCAGUUGAUACAAUUUUUUCUCCGUGUUUCUUUCUUGUAUUCUAUUUUUUUUCUUUUUUCUUUUGUUUUCUUUUCGUUCGUGAACGAUUCUACCACGUGGGAUUAGUUGUGCGAAGGAGGACGCGCGAGACUUACGAGGAUUUUGUAAACAACUGGUGGAUUUAUAAGUUUAAUAGAACGAAAGAAUCAUGUAUAAGUUACUUGGAGGUCUUGGACAAUAUUUAAAAUGGCAGGAUAUAACGACGGAUUCGAUGGUGUUUCGGUUACACAACCGCUUCACAACAGUGCUGCUUUUCACGUGUUCAAUGGUGAUCACGGCUACCCAAUACGUUGGCAAUCCUAUUUCGUGUAUCGUUCAGGGUUUACCCACGCACCCUAUCAAUACUUAUUGCUGGAUAACUUCUACGUUUACUAUGCCGGACGCAUUUAAUCGGCAGGUCGGUGUAGAGGUGGCGCAUCCAGGAGUGGCGAACGACUUCGGCGAUGUGGAUGCAAGGAAAUAUUAUACUUACUACCAAUGGGUGUGCUUCAUGUUGUUCUUCCAGGCAGUAUUAUGCUACGUUCCACAAUGGUUGUGGAACAUGUGCGAAGGCGGUUUGAUCAACACGUUGGUUAUGGGUAUGAAUCAUAGUCUCGAUUGCGAGGAGAACAUUCAAAAGAAAAAAUCAAUGCUAAUGGUUUACCUGAUGCAGUAUAGAAAGACACACAACACGUAUGUAUAUCGGUACUUCGGCUGCGAGGUUCUCUGUUUCAUCAACAUCUUCCUUCAACUGUGCCUGAUGAAUCAGUUCUUUGACGGCGAGUUCCUCAGUUAUGGUCUGCGAGUACUCUCACUAUCUGACGUUCCUCAGGAGGAACGUGUUGAUCCUAUGGUCUACAUUUUUCCACGCGUCACUAAAUGCAUAUUCCACAAAUAUGGCGCGUCAGGAACAAUACAGAAGCACGAUUCGCUAUGUAUUCUCCCGUUGAACAUCGUGAAUGAAAAGACGUAUAUUUUUAUCUGGUUCUGGUUUACAAUCCUGUUGAUUUUACUCUUGGGCCUAAUAGUCUACAGAGCUGCCAUAAUCUUUGCCCCAGCAAUCAGACCAAGAUUGCUUCAACUAUCUUCAAGACUUCCCUCUAUUGAAACCUGCUCCAGCAUCAGCAAGAAGAUUGAUCUGGGUGACUGGUGGCUUCUCUACAUCCUCUCUUCUAACAUGGACUCAUUAAUAUACAGGGACUUCCUCCAAGAGCUCACAAAAAAAAUGAGCGACACACAUUCAGUCGCUGCUUAAAUUCAGAUUUUCAUAUUUUAUAAUUAUGAUUGAAAAAACACUGAUUAAAAGAUAACAGUUAUGGACUGAUUUAUUGAUUGGUCAUUAGGACAUAGGCAAAUAAUAUACUGAUCUAUGUCUCCAUCUGGAAAUGAUGAAGCGUUAAGAGAAUUUAUAGAGAUAUUUUCCUAACUAGCGCCUAGAAAAACAAUUACUAUGUACGACUGACGUAAUAAAUACGGUGAAGACAUUCUUGAUGCCGCGUUAAAGUGACCACUUUAGGAUCUCCGUGUGUGUGCGUGUGUGUUUGUGUGUGCUAUUGCGCGUGUAUGUAGGUGUGGAUGAUGUGUUUCGUGCACACGCACGCGAAUCAUUAUUUUUUAACGAUUAGAUCCUGAGAGAGAAUUGUUCUACAUCUCUUUAUUUAGUGUUCGUUCUCCAAAGCAAACAAAGCUAUUUUAUUUGUUCGAGAAGUAUUGCUCAAAGCAAAUUGUUUCUACAUAGGAUAUCGUGAGGACUUACUGUACGAGGAUAUCUUUUACUAUACAACAUAUUUUUGUCAUGAGAUCAUUCUGAUAUUUUUCUAAUGUAUCGAUCUUGUGAUUAUAACGACAUAUGUUACUGCAUGUUGUAAAAGACGCUAUUAUGAUACAUUCCCAUAUAAUGUAUUCAAAUCCAUUCCUUUAGUUCUUUAUUUUCUUUCAACAAAGAUUUUUUUCUUUUUUAAUAUGAGUAUAUUGAAUUUUUAAACGUACAUUUUACGUUAAAAUACAAAUGGGGAUAAGUUUUCAAUGUGAUCAAGUAAUUACAAUACUAGAUAAUAAUUUUUGUAUGGUUAAUGCAAGUAUAUAACAUAUUCCUCGAAUUGGGUCGUAUGUCAUAUUUUAGUAGCGUUUCAGAAAAAUGCAAUAUUUUUUAACUACAAAAGAGUACUAAGGAGAUGGAUCUUCAAAUGUUAUUAUAAAUUUGUUAUAAUUUUGUCCAUUUCUGUGAAUGUAAAAGGCGCAUGUUGUCUAUACAUUCUGUAUAUCGAACGACUAUCUACCCAUUUAUAUUCCAUCGACAGGAAUUGUCGAAGAAGAUUUUUAUUAAAUGUUAUAAAUUUUCAAGCAGAUUAUACCUUCCAUUAUGCUUUAACCAAUUUCUAUGUCCUAGUAUAUUAAUGUAUAAGCAUUAAGCAAAUUGUACCAUAUAUAUUACAUGUAUUUCCUAUUGGAAAAUCAGAAACGAUAAACAAAAAGACGAACCGAAUUUUUACGGUACUACUUUAGACGAUUAAUAGGUGAAUAAUGAGAGAAGUAAAGAUUGAUACAAAUGGAUAAUAUUUUAUACAAUUUUACGAUUUAUAUUUAACUGCUGCAGCGAUAUUGUAUCAAAUGAAAAUAUUCAUAUAGUAAGUA
Bombus pyrosoma is the source of this 3657-nucleotide messenger RNA. RefSeq names its product innexin inx1 (gene ogre). The transcript has 4 exons. Gene Ontology annotation, molecular function: gap junction channel activity. NCBI's taxonomy places the organism in Eukaryota, Metazoa, Arthropoda, Insecta, Hymenoptera, Apidae. Bases 1193 to 2278 code for a protein of 361 amino acids. Gene Ontology annotation, cellular component: gap junction; plasma membrane. The record is from RefSeq and is a predicted model, not a curated record.